UUCUACACCAAACAUAACCUCUAACGUCUUUCCAUUCAGAUUUUGGCUUUAAUCUUGUUCAACGAUGAGUAUAGUUACUCUCAUCACGAAUUCUAACUUUUCUGAUUGGACUUCGAAAUCUCAUUCAAAAAAGGGUUACUUUAAAUGGUGAAGGGAUUAGCACGUUUUCUGUUGGAGGAUUACAACAAGAAAGCCGAAUUCCCGCCACGAGGUUAUAUCCGGAAAUUUAAGGAAGAAAAAAAAGAAAAGAAAUUGCUUCUUCUUUUUUUUUUUUUUUUUUUUUUUUUUUUGUCAAUUUGGAUUGAAACGGAAGUAGAGUUUAUUAUGGAACCUCUAUGCGAGUUCUGUGGAGUGGUGAGAGCGGUUGUUUAUUGUAAAUCUGAUUCAGCCCGACUGUGUUUACACUGCGAUGGCCGCGUUCACUCCGCUAAUUCGUUAUCCCGACGCCAUCUUCGCUCUUUACUUUGUGAUAACUGUAAUGCUCAACCAGCCAUUGUUCGUUGCAUGGAUGAUAAACUCUCUCUCUGUCAAUCCUGUGAUUGGAACAACAACCCCAACCCCAAUCCCAAUGCCCCUCCUCCUUCUCACAUUCUUCACUCUUACUCCGGUUGUCCUUCCAUGCCUGAUUUCUCCCGUUUUUGGUCUUCCGAUCCCUCUUCCCUUCCUCCUCCCCAUUCCUGGUUUCCCCCUCCUCCUCCCCCUCAUUUCCCUUUCUCAACCCCCCCUUUUCAUCUUUCCGAUCCUCAUUCCAAGGGUUGUUCUGAUUUUAAAGAUGUUACUACCACUACCACCGCUGCCGAUGCUACUCAUGAUCAUGAUGAUUUAUGUGAGGCUUUGAAUCUUGGUGAUGUUUCACUUCAUUUGGAUAACAAUGAGAAUGAGUUGUUUGGCUGUCCUCAAGGUACUACUAUCAAAUGUCAAUUUGAGGAUGGAGAAUUGGAUUCUCUUUUAAUGGAAAAAAAUUUCUUCGAGGUUACUGAUUCUAAUGCUCCUCCUCCUCCUCUUGACAAUACAAUUGAGGAUAUAUCAUCUGUACAACAGGAUUUUAUGGGAUUUCAAUCGUCUCAAGAGGGGGUUUCCAUUAACAUGAUUCAAAAUGGCAAUUCCAAUUGUAUGCUUAUGAAUCCUAGUUGUAAUGGAAAUAUCAACAUUGGAUUUCCUCCUACUACUCAGGUUCAUUCUAGCAUUUCGCUUUCUCUCUCGAAUAUGACCGGCGAAAGUAGUGUCGCUGAUUAUCAAGACUGUGGGUUAUCGCCGGCGUUUUUGACAGAAGCUUCGUGGGAUCCUAGUAUGGAAGGUAUUGGUCCACAAGCUAAGGAUCGGAAUAGGGAUAAAGCUAAGAUGAGAUACAAUGAAAAGAAAAAAACAAGAACAUUUGGGAAGCAAAUAAGAUAUGCAUCUCGCAAAGCCAGAGCUGAUACUAGAAAAAGAGUUAAGGGUCGAUUUGUGAAAGCAGGUGAAGCCUAUGACUAUGAUCCUCUUGUGACGAGAAACUUUUGAGCCAUGAUAAAGAGUUUCAAUUCCUGAUUUACAGACAAAUGCCAUAUUGAACAAGGUUGUAGAUAAAGAUGUAGCCCUAGCCGCUGGUAGAAGCUUCAUUUAUCGGCAGAUAGUGUCAACAAUAAUUGUCCAUACAAGAGUGGUUCUAAAUUUCCCUGAAGAGCAAUGGUGAAAGAUUUUCCAGAUAGAGGUGGAAACAAAGUGAUAAAGAGACCUUCAAGGGACAAUAUCAGUACAUCAUUUUUAGCCUCUUGCCUUUUCACCCACGCAAUUCAUCGGUUAUUAGGCAAAGAAGCAACUCAUUUUUUCAUUAGUACAUAAAUAAGAUUAUUCUUUCUUUCACUCCCACGUAAUCUUUUUUUGGUCACUUUUUGGCAGAGUUGAUAGUCUCUGAGAGUAUAAUAAAAACAAUUUUGAUCAUAAUGAUAAUAAUACAACUUCCAAUCUCCUCUUUUCAGGUACUAAUUUUUGCAUUUUUUUCCCAGAAAACAACAGCCUCUGAUAGCGAUUUCGUCUUUUUUUUUUUCGUGUCUGUUUUUAAAAUCCUUCUUCUCUAAUCUAACUCAAAAAAAAAAAAAAAAAAAAAAAAACUUAGAUAAACCAGCAACUUGGGGAUGCAACAAACGAACAAAUAUACAAGAAUUUCACCCCUGUUUCUUUGCAGUAUGAUUUAAAAUCCAUUUUUGCUAGACUAAAGAAAGAAAGAUUGGAAGACAGAGAUUGACGAAGAACACGAACGAUUUACAAAAAGAGAAAAGGCCUUUUGAGCAUUACUGAACAACAUGUGUUAAGAUUGCCAUUGUUGUUACAGUCAUUAGCUUUGGUGCAAGCGAUGAUGGUAGGGAGAAGAACCUCUGUUGAAGUUCCCAUGAGGUAUUUUUGUGUAAGGUUUUGGCAAACAUCACACAGAAUGCACCUAAUAUGCCUUAGGGCUAAGAAAUUUGCACCAUGAACCCAUUUGUCACAUUUCCUACAUAAAUAUGCAUCAUCUGCUUGGCAAUAUAAUGAAGCUUUCGAGUUGCACAGCUCGCACAUCAACACACCCGCCGCCGACACAUCGCCCUUCUGAAUUACCGGAGACUGCCGGCAACCACCGCGACCGUGACCGUGACUGUGACCGUGACGGUGCCCGUGGUUUCCCUCCUCCACACCUCUACACAUUUUUGUGUUUUCCUUCACAAAAACUCAAGUCUAAAUGUAAAUGUGGCUGCU
This is a messenger RNA of Cucumis melo (muskmelon), 2712 nucleotides long. RefSeq names its product zinc finger protein CONSTANS-LIKE 12. NCBI's taxonomy places the organism in Eukaryota, Viridiplantae, Streptophyta, Magnoliopsida, Cucurbitales, Cucurbitaceae. Gene Ontology annotation, molecular function: protein binding; zinc ion binding. The transcript is spliced from 7 exons. The record is from RefSeq and is a predicted model, not a curated record. The coding region runs from base 145 to 1500 and encodes 451 amino acids.